GUUUGAUUUAGUGUAUAUCUCGAUCAUGAAGAAGGUUCAGAUCCAGAGGGGUAUCCGAAAGUUCUUCAAGAAGUUUUCAAUUGACAGGUUCUCGAGAUAUAUCUUCAAUAUUACGUACACCAAUUUGUGAUCUGACAGGUUCAACAUGGAAAGUGGUCCAUCUCUGGGUGUAUCCGAAGUAGGAGCAGCAAUGCAACGUUUCGGAUGGGUGGACUACAUAAUGUUCUUCAUCAUGUUGGGAAUAUGUCUGGUGGUAGGUUUAUAUUUCGGACUGUGCAAAAAAACCCAAAAUGCCCAAGAGUAUCUGGUAGGAGGACGUUCUAUGAAUGUGGUGCCCAUUGCAAUGUCUCUAAUAGCAAGUUGGGUAAGUGGUAUAUCUCUGCUAGGAAUACCGACAGAAAUAUACGUUUAUGGUAUCCAAUAUACGUAUAUUAUCAUCGGCCUUCUCUUGACUACUUUACUCAUGGGAUCAAUUUAUUUGCCAGUAUUUCAAGGGCUGGAACUAACCUCAACAUAUGAGUACCAUGAGAGAAGAUUCGAUAAAAAAGUGAGGUUAUUUGGAUCUGUACUGUUCACUAUCGGUAUGAUUGCUUGGUUACCCUUAGUCAUCUAUGUUCCAGCCUUAGCUUUCAAUCAAGUGACCGGAAUAAAUGUUCAUUUGACAACACCAGUGGUUUGCGUUAUCUGCAUCAUCUAUACAUCUAUGGGUGGUUUGAAAGGUGUAGUAUGGACUGACGUAAUACAAAUAGUCAUUAUGAUUGGUGCAGUCAUAUUGGUUGUGAUAAAAGGAACAAUAGAUGUUGGAGGUAUCAGCAAUGUCUUGCAAAGAAAUUGGGAUAGUGAUAGAAUUGAAGGCCCCAACUUUGAUUUGAACCCGAUGUCGAGACAUACCAUUUGGGCCCUAGUGAUUGGUGGCGCUGCUUACACUUUGCAAAGUUCUGGGGUAAACCAGAAUAUGAUACAGAGAUAUUUGUCUUUACCAACCCUGAAGGAGGGGAAAAGAGCCCUGUGGACGUUUUUCUUUGGAAUAGCUCUCAUCGUCAUAUUUUGUUCGUACUGUGGCAUGCUGAUUUUCGCUACUUUUCACAAAUGCGAUCCCCUAACUACCAUGUUGGCUAGGGAGAAAGACCAACUGUUGCCUAUUCUUGUGAUGGAAAUUUUGGGAGACAUGCCAGGAUUACCAGGAGUAUUUGUUGCAGGAAUUUUCAGUGCAGCAUUGAGUUCGUUAUCAACUGGUCUGAAUGCUAUGGCUGCCGUGGUUUUGGAAGAUUUCUAUAAGCCUUUCUUCAAAACAAAACUCACGGAGAGACAGACUUAUCUCAUGAUGAAAAUAACUGUAUUGUCCAUGGGUGCAGUAUGUGUGGGUCUUGUGUUUGUUGUAGAAAAAUUGGGGGCAGUACUACAGUUGACCAUGAGUAUAGGUGCUAUCGCCAAUGGUCCUUCAUUGGGACUAUCUACUAUGGGUAUUCUUCUACCGUGGGUAAAUGCAAAGGGUGCUCUUGCAGGAGGAAUCGCAUCUCUGAUAUUCAUGUCGUGGCUGUGUCUGAGCGCUCAGAGUCUGAUAUCCUCAGGCGAUUUGACUUUUCCUGAGAAACCCGUUUCUACCGAAGGAUGUCACUAUCAUUUCACACCAAAAUCAUCCAUUAGCAUGUCUUUCACACCUGCGUUGAAUAUGAGUGAUGUCACGCAUACAGACGAGAAAUACAUGAUAUAUAGGUUGUCCUACUUGUGGUAUUGCUUGAUUGGGACCUUGGUAGCAAUGUUCGUGGCGUUGAUAGUCAGUUAUUUCACUGGACCGAUGAAGCCUGAAGAUGUCGAUCCGAAACUUUUGGCGCCGUUCGUGAGGAAAUUAAUACAAUCUAAGAAAUUAGCUGCGAAUGGUCAUGAUAAUGUAAUUGCAUUCAAGAAGAUACGUACGAAACAAAGUAAUGGUAAAGCAAAAAAUCAUGAUAGAGAGAAAGCAGUUGCAGAGAACAAAGAACUGAAAUGUAUAGUAUGAAAAAAAGUUUUUCAAUAGAUCGCGGAAUCUUUGAAUAAAAUGUAUGUUUUCUA
Messenger RNA from Phaedon cochleariae (mustard beetle), 2052 nucleotides. NCBI's taxonomy places the organism in Eukaryota, Metazoa, Arthropoda, Insecta, Coleoptera, Chrysomelidae. The record is from the annotation of a GenBank genome assembly.